AUGGUACGAGACUACACGCUUACCAUGUAUUUCCAGCAGUCCUGGAAAGACAAAAGGCUUUCUUACUCUGGAAUCCCGCUGAACCUCACCUUAGACAACAGAGUGGCUGACCAGCUCUGGGUACCAGACACCUACUUCCUGAAUGACAAGAAGUCGUUCGUGCACGGUGUCACGGUGAAAAAUCGCAUGAUCCGGCUGCACCCCGAUGGGACGGUCCUCUACGGCCUCCGGAUCACAACCACGGCUGCGUGCAUGAUGGAUCUUCGAAGAUACCCCCUGGAUGAGCAAAACUGCACCCUGGAGAUCGAAAGUUAUGGCUACACCACCGACGACAUUGAGUUUUACUGGAACGGAGGAGAAGCAGCCGGAACCGGGUACUACGAAAUGAUCCGGAGCUUCUGUCUACUGAAGCCAGGUCACGUGGCCACGGGUUUUCUCAGCGAGGUCACGACCAGCCCAUCAGACACGGCUCUCGACCUGCGAGCUCUCUGCCACCCGACGCAAAGCCACGCAACCCCAUCAUCUGCGUCUUCCCGCCAGCUCUCAGGCUGUCUUCAGGAUGAAUUCCAGGGGCCAGCGGAUGGCUACACCACCGACGACAUUGAGUUUUACUGGAACGGAGGAGAAGCAGCCGUAACCGGAGUCAAUAAAAUCGAGCUUCCUCAGUUUUCAAUCGUGGACUACAAGAUGGUGUCCAAGAAGGUGGAGUUUACAACAGGGGCAUACCCGCGACUGUCCCUCAGUUUCCGCCUGAAGAGGAACAUCGGCUACUUCAUCCUGCAGACCUACAUGCCUUCCACGCUGAUCACCAUCCUGUCCUGGGUGUCUUUCUGGAUCAACUACGAUGCCUCUGCAGCCAGGGUGGCACUAGGAAUCACCACAGUGCUGACCAUGACAACCAUCAGCACGCACCUCAGGGAGACGCUGCCGAAGAUCCCUUACGUCAAAGCGAUUGACAUUUACCUGAUGGGCUGCUUCGUCUUCGUCUUCCUGGCUCUGCUGGAGUACGCCUUCGUAAAUUACAUCUUCUUUGGGAAAGGCCCUCAGAAGAAGGGAGCCGGCAAGCAAGACCAGAGCGCCGAGAAGAACAAACUGGAGAUGAAUAAAGUCCAGGUGGACGCGCACGGCAACAUCCUCCUGAGCACGCUGGAAAUCCGGAACGAGACGAGCGGCUCGGACGUGCUGACGGGCACGAGCGACCCCAAGGCCACCAUGUACUCGUAUGACAGCGCCAGCAUCCAGUACCGCCGGCCCCUGAGCAGCCGCGAGGCCUACGGGCGAGGCCUGGACCGCCACGGGGCACCGGGCAAGGGCCGCAUCCGCCGGCGGGCCUCGCAGCUCAAGGUCAAGAUCCCCGACUUGACAGACGUCAACUCCAUAGACAAGUGGUCGCGAAUGUUCUUCCCCAUCACCUUCUCCCUUUUCAACGUCGUGUACUGGCUUUACUAUGUCCACUAAGGUCUGUCCUCGCGGUUCCUCUCACAAGGCCUGGCUCUCCUUUGUCAUAGCCGCGCGGGUCCCCACCAGCGACACUGCUGUGUCUUUUGAGGUAAGAGAUUCAGCCAUCCGAUUGGUUUUAGGUCUCGCAUAUCAAUUUUAUGACUGCACCAUGUUUACUUCAAAACACACACACACACACACACACACACAACAAAGUUUUUCCAGUCUGUUGUGGUCCAGGUUAGGAACCCGCGAGGCGCUCUGGUAAUCGCCAUGUUUACAAACACACCGGGAGGGGAGGGAGGUCCAUCCUUAGCAGUCUUUCCUAGUUGCCCCUGGAUUUUAUUGAUUUCCUUUUUAAAUGACAAAACACACACACAGAGGACCUCGUGUCUGUCCGCACCGCUUCCUGGUGAACUGUAACCACCUCAUGCUGCCACAAAAACACCACGAUGCCACGAUCUCAGAGGCACAAUCAAAGCCAUUGACAAGUUACAGAUUUCCAGGAAGAAGGCAGAGCCACAAGGAGCCUAGAAAAGGCAGGAAGACCCCUCCCCGCGCUGGAGUCCCCCAGGCCCCUUGCAGAGGGCCCCUCAGCUCUGUGGCCCGGGGUGGGCCUGGGACUGGGCCUGGCAUGAGCUGGUCAAGUUUGUGCAACCCCGACCUGCCAUCUCCUCGCCACGAAGCAGGUCGUAGGAGAUCUGCUGCCCCCUCAGACUUCCCAACAAAGUGUAAAGUGACAUGCCCAGCCUGGUAAACCUGGCGGCCAUAGAGAACAUGCUUCUUCUCUUCUGGAGAAUAAGGAGUCUGGGGGCGGAGGCCUGUGCUCUAACUGGCUGUUUCAAUGGAGCUUCGAGGACUUCAUUUCAUUAGCCUGGACCCCCUCGUCCCCUGGAGCCUCUUGGUCACCUUUCUCUAGUUUCUGCUCCAGGGAAGAGAGAGACAGAAGGGAUGGGAGGUGGGGUGGAGACGGCUUCAGAGAAGUGAAGGGGGAGCAAUUUUUGCUUAAGAAAAAUAGUGCCAUUUCCAUGAAGAAGGCACGGUGUACAUGCUGUGGAGAGGGUGCCUGGCGGUAUCUGAACUGCCAGAUCCUAAACCACAGAGUGUGUUCCUUUGCCUUCCAGAGAGCAGGAUCCUAUGGGGGCAGGCUAGUCACAGGGCUCAGCCUGUGUAUUAUGACCGUGUUCUGCUCCGCGCCCCGAAUGCGGAGUGAAUGCCCCAGGAAACGCUCACACAUCCAUGGUGGUGUGAGCCUUCUCUUCUGAGGCCAGGUUUCCAUUGUAGAGAAAACCCUGAAACUAACAACGACAAAAGCACUGGGCCUCCCGACAUGAACACUGGUAAAAUACACACCCUGUCUACACUCGCUCAUCACUGUCAGUGCUCUGCCUUCUGUGCUCGUGGGUUACUCUUGGCCAUGGUUCCCACAGAGGGGUCGGCCUUCAGUCACCUCGUGCUCAAUUCUAAAUAUGUUCAAGCAGCUAAAGUUAAGGUUCGUCCCAUUCUGUGUCACUAAGCUUUAUUGUUUUUCCUUCAGUCUGAGUAUGUAAGAACCCUGCAAGUUCAUUUGUAAGGUGGAGUGAAACCCUCCGUGGGCCAACCAGUGAAGGGGCCACUGGAGACCUGACCUGGGGGAAGGGACUAAAAGCUGGGGUCAUAACAUUGAGGACGAUCGAGGCUGUGGUGAGAGGCCAUGUUUACAACAGCAUCAGCGACUGGAAAGGAGAGCCUUUCAUUGGCAAGCUAAGGCCAAAUCCCUCCUGAUCAGCCCGAAGGGAGAAAGUUAUGAGAUAUCGUUUUAGAAAGCCCAGAGGAAAAGGGAACCCCGAAAUAAAUAGUCAUGGUUAAAGAAAAUACACAUUAGCUAAGCAUCUAAAAAGUCCUGCUUUAAAUGGAAAAAUGAUCUCAAUGUUUCAUGACAAAUAAGUAGGGUUAGGGGGACCCAAUUUUCAUUUAGGAUUUUGGUUGAAUGAUCACGCUUCCCUGGUCAAGGAAAUCCCUAGCUCCUGGGCUUGAAGUCAUCUGUUCUGGAGCUCUGCCCGGUCCCUUAACAGAGGUCCAUGCUCUGCUACUGUGCAAUGCCCAGAGAAACUGGGGUGCGACCAUGCCGGUGACCGUCGGGUUAGCAUCCCGGCGGCCAUGCAAGAACCUCUGCGCAGCAGUUUAUUUUAAACACAGGA
Messenger RNA from Tupaia belangeri chinensis (Chinese tree shrew), 3620 nucleotides. It is a transcript of the gene GABRB1, whose product is annotated as gamma-aminobutyric acid type A receptor subunit beta1. Bases 1 to 1458 code for a protein of 485 amino acids. Gene Ontology annotation, molecular function: GABA-A receptor activity; extracellular ligand-gated monoatomic ion channel activity. Gene Ontology annotation, biological process: monoatomic ion transmembrane transport. Lineage: Eukaryota; Metazoa; Chordata; Mammalia; Scandentia; Tupaiidae. The record is from RefSeq and is a predicted model, not a curated record. The transcript is spliced from 9 exons. Gene Ontology annotation, cellular component: membrane.